Molecule: messenger RNA, 1389 nt
Organism: Phycomyces blakesleeanus NRRL 1555(-)
Lineage: Eukaryota; Fungi; Mucoromycota; Mucoromycetes; Mucorales; Phycomycetaceae
Exons: 8
Coding region: 1-1353 (450 amino acids)
Biological process (GO): ubiquitin-dependent protein catabolic process
Cellular component (GO): cytoplasm
Molecular function (GO): ubiquitin binding; ubiquitin conjugating enzyme binding
Source: RefSeq, a predicted model, not a curated record
AUGUCUUUCGAUAAUAAAGAAAAAGCACAAACCAGUCCAGAAAUGGAUUUGUGCUCUGAACACGGCUCAGAUAGCCACAGAGAAGAACAGGACAAUGGUGUGACAACGGCUAGCCACGAGUCACCUACCAUUCCUUCUUCCAAUCCACUCAUGUCGACUCCAGUUGACACCCCACCUCCAGUAAUGUCUGAUUCCGUAAGAACUCUCAAGGAAGCAUUCCCUUCAGUAGACGUCGAUGUCAUUGAGGCCAUUCUCGAGAGCCAAGGAAACACGCUUGAUUCGGCAUUCGAAGUAUUGCUUGGCAUGAAUGACCCCAGCUACAAACCAGAGCCUGUUGCAUUGCCACAGCAAGCGCAACCUAUUAGUAAUCCCAACACUAGAGGAACUCAACCCCAACCCCCAACUACCCAGCCCGCGACUCAAGAACAACCUCUUUCAGUUGAUGAGCAGUUACGAAUGGAUGAGGCCUUUGCAAGACAAUUGGCUUUGGAGGAUAGAGCCCAGAGACGACAGUCAGCAACUCCGAGACAGCAGCAGCCAGAGGAGCCCUUUUUCAACUUUCAAGGCAAAAGAGCUUCCAGUGAUCAAAGAGAAACUGCUAAAAAGAAAGUACUCGAUCUUUACAGCCAGUUCAAGGCAGCCACACAAACAGUAGACCAGCAAGCUGGUGGUCCUUCAUCCCCUGGUUAUUCGCAGAGACCUCAACAAAGUUUCAAUCCAAGAGAAAAGAGUGACCAAAACUUGGCAAAUGAUAUGUCUGGAUUGCGUUUAUCAGAUAAUCCUGUCAAUUCGCGGGCACCUGGACCUCGUUCUGGAACACUGCCUUCUGCUGAUAUUUACGAGUGGAACGGAAGACUGCAUUCUAAUGGCCCUACCAAUCCAAUGGCUCGCGGAGUAUCAUCUCAAUCUGUUGGCAGUUAUGAGCAGCGUACUGCUGCUCCUGCCCAAACAGCAACCUCGUUGGCCUUGGAAGAACAGAUUCGUAAAGAUGAGGAGUUUGCAAGACAGUUGGCAUCACAAGAAGAUUUCUGGGAAAGAAAUAAUACUGCUGCCGCAACCGAACCAAAUGAAGAAGAGAGAGUAAACAGAGAAGUCUCCCAGCCAAGAUCUUCACCAUUGGUUCAUGAUGAUGAUUUAGAGGGAAUUGACGAAGGUGGGCCCAUUACAUUCAGUGCACCUGACAAUACCAAGGCAAAAAAAUCACAGGAGAACAAUGAUUUGAAUACUUAUAUUAUCAAUGAUGAUGUUGAUGAUCUCGAUGAUCUUUUGGAUGUAGACGAAUCUCCCUCCAAGGAAAAAGCAAAGGCCGUCGAACAAACUACUUCUUCAGAAAACAGCAAAUCUGAACAUUAAAUAAUGCUAAUUAUUGUACUUUUAUUAAGUAACAGU